AUGUUCAAGUUACAGAGGCAAAACAACAAGUCAUCCAAAUCGGGGGAGAGGAUUGAUUUCAAGUUCUCAAAUUUUCAAGCCCUUCAGGUACCAAAAGGAUGGGACAAGCUUUUUGUGUCUAUUAUCUCUGUGGAAACUGGAAAAACAAUUGCAAAAUCAAACAAAGCACUGGUGCGGAAUGGAAAUUGUCAAUGGACAGAGACUCUGUCGGAAUCUAUAUGGCUUUCACAUGAUGAUUCUCCAAAAGAACUUGAAGAGUAUCUUUUCAAGCUUGUUAUUACUAUGGGAUCAGCUAGAUCUGGCAUCCUUGGAGAAGCUACUGUCAAUAUGGCACAAUACAUGAAUUCAAAGGCCUCUGCUCCUGUUUCUUUGCCAUUGAAAAAAUGCAAUUAUGGGACUACCUUACAGGUUAAUGUUUUUACCUUGCUUAUGGAUGCUGGAGCAAUUGAGCUAAGUCUUACAGUUGCCAAUCACCCACCCCCGACUACUCUUCUGCUAAUGCAUUUAGGUUCUGGUUGUGCACAGGAUGAAGGAUCAAAAGACUCAGUUCCACACAUGGAUGAUCAAAAUGUAGAUAACCAUGAUCUGUGCAACAAGUCAAAUGGCUCUGAUAAUUCAUUAGCCAGGAGUGGUGGAUCUCCUUCAAGUCAAGAUUUGGGCUCCACCUCACAUCCAGGAAAAUUAGGAAGCAGGGAAACAAGUUAUUCGGCAUUUGGUUCUGAUCACAGCUUCAACUCAGCAGACAGUUCCAUUAGAAGGGACAAUAUCCUCCUGAAAAAAGACUUGAAUGGUGACAUUUACAACAUGCAUGGAAGAAAAGAGGCAGCCAGCUCUGGAAAUAUUUUCCCGGAUGGUGAUUAUUUUGUCAAUGAUAAUUCUACGUCAAAUCACUCAUCCUUCAAUUCAAGGGUUGUGGGCUCAGGGGAUGAUUUGCAGAAUCAAGAAACAGAGUUUGGGCAAAGUUCUUCACAUGUUAUUGCUACAUCAUCCCUGACAAAUGCUGGUUCUUCCAAAAACCUACUGGAAGCAGCAGAAGACACCAUUGAAGAGCUUUGUUCAGAAGCUAAGAUGUGGGAGAGAAAUGCACGGAAGCUAAUGCUCGAUCUAGACAUAUUGAGAAAGGAAUUCACUGAUCAAUCAAAGAAAUAUGCAAAUCUGGAGAUGGAGCUUUCAGCAGCAUACAUGGAACAUGAAGGAUUGAAGAAAGAAGUUGAGCAAGCGAAACUAAUGUUGGAGGAGACAAUGAUGAAACAGAAAGCCCCAAAAGAUUCAGUCUAUCAAUCUGAAGGUUUAAUUUGUAUUGAGAAGGAACUGGCAAAUGAGAUAAAAUAUCAGCAAGAAUCAUAUGCUAAUAUGGCUCUACAGUUGAAAAGUAGUCAAGAAUCUAACAUUGAGCUUGUCUCUGUUCUUCAAGAACUGGAGGAUACCAUAGAAAAGCAGAAAGUUGAGAUAGAAAAUCUUUCUGAGCUACAGCGGAGGUUCAAUGAUAUGGAAAAAUCUAUCCAGGAGAAUUCAGAGGAAAACAGAAAUUUAGUAGUUCAGCUGCAACAACUGCAGGAAUCGGAGAAGACACUGCAAGUUAACGUUCAAUUGCUCGAACAAUCCUUGAAUGAGAAAAAUAAUGAGUUGGAGAAGGAACGGAAUUCAUAUAGGCAGACACUUUUGGAUACUGAGAAAGAAUACAAGUGUAAGUUAUCUGUUAAAGAAGAAGAAAUAGCCAGUAUACAAACAAAAUUAUUAGAGUCUUGUGAAAGAAAACAUUCAGAGGAAGCAGUGUCCACUCAAAAAAUUGAUGUUGAUCCGGUACAAAGUAUUGAAACCUUAAAGGAAAAGGUGGAGGAGCUAGAAAGAGAUUGCAGUGAGCUCACUGACGAGAAUCUCAAACUCCUUUUCAAGCUGAAGGAAUUGAAUAACAAUUGUGGGCCAAGAUGUGCAUCUUUUAAUUCAUCCAGUGAACUUCCAGCUAAAUAUUUUGCUACUUCUGACUCUGAGGUGAGUAAAUUUGAAUCCCAAAUUUACCAUCUGGAAGAGGAGCUUAAGAAGAAAGUGGUUGAGGAGGAACAGGCAUCUAAACUUUUGCCUGAAUUGUGUAAACAACUUGAAAUGGCUCUUCACCACAUAAAGAAGCCAUGGCAUAAUGUCUCUUAUGAUGUUAAUGAUGUGUGUAAAUCUUGUAUUGAUUAUUUUUUGAAUGAGAGCAAAACAGAUUCAAUUGCUUCAAAAGGGUGGGCUGAAUAUAGUACUAACUGUUUCUCUGAGCUGAACAAAUUAUUGGAAGCAAGGAUUGCUCAGUGUGAAGAAGUUCUUAAACGUGGUGCAAUAGAGAUCAAAGAGAAGAACAUUACUGCAGCAGAAGCUCAAACGAAGUUAGAAGACUACAUUUUGAAGUUUCAAGAACUUGAGACAACAAAGAGAGGACUAGGAGAGGAAAUGGCUGAAAAAAUAUCCAUGGUGGAGAAGCUCGAGACUGAUUUGCUGUCAAAGGAACAGGAGAAUGACUUUAUUAGACAGUGUCAGAGGGAACUAGAAGCACAGGUUUCUGCCCUUCAAAAGGAAAAUGACAAGCUGGAGGAUAACAUAGAAACUGUGCUCAGGGAAAGUAAAAUCACCUCUAAAUGCUUGGAUGCUUUACGAAAUGAUCUCGUGGUGCUUAGCAGCAGUGUUGAUUCCCAUGUUUCUGCUAACAAUAUUCUUGAGAGCAAAUUAUCGGAGCUAGAAUGUCAGAAACAUGAAUUGGAGCUUAAUGUAUUGAAGCUGCAAGAAGAAAACAAGCAGUUAUCAGAAUGCAUAUCUGGCUUGGAAACUCAACUCAGGUAUAUGUCAGAUGAGAGGGAAUACAGUCGAUCGGAGCUAGAGAAUUCCCAAGCUAAUGUUUCACGCCUACAAGAUGAGAUUGGAAGAUUGGCUAUUGAUUUGGAGACACAAAAAGGAGAUCUCAAACAAAAAUUACAGCAUGUGCAGAGUCAGUUGUCAGAAUCUGAAUGGGAGGGCAAAACUCUGAAAAUGGAAAAUGAGAAAUUACAAGCAUCUUCCGAGAGUCUCAUUGAGGAAUACAAAGUUCUUAAGGACUCAAAUGGAGAAUUGAGGAGGCAGAAAGUCGAGUUGCAGGGGCAUUGUAAACAGCUGGAGGUAGAAUUGAAGGAAUCACAAGAAAGUUUGUCUGAUUACUCUGAAAGAAUUGAAGCUUUUGAGAAAAAUCUGACUUCACUGUUAGAAGAUUUUUCUUUGAAAGAGAAAGCCCUAACAUCAGAAUUAGACGGCCUUCUUCAAGAAAAUAAGGAACACAAGGAGAAACAUGUUCUUCAAGAAAGUUUGUUAAAUCAAAUGUGCUUGGAGAAGACAUCUGAAGUUGAGAUCCUUCAGAGGAAGGUAGAACACCUGGCCAAGCAAAUUUCUGCAGCCCAUGACGAAAGAGAAAGAGUUGCUUCGGAAGUUGUUCAUGAACUAUCCGGUUUACGUGCUGACAAAGCAAAGUUGGAAUCCGCACUUCAGGAAGCUCAAUCUAAAGUAGAAUCGGCUGAGCUUGAGCUGGAUACUUUCCGAACAGAUUCAGAGUUUCAGGUUCAAAGCUUGAUGGCCGAGAUUGCUGCAUCCAAACAACUGAUGGCUGACCAUGCAAAAAUAUUGAAGUUGUUGGCUAAGUACAGGUCAUGCGAAGAGACACUCAAAACAGCAGUAAAUGACCUCGAGCUGAAACUUACUGUUUCUGAAUAUGAACGCCAACAACUUAUUAAAGAAACGUUCAGUUUAAAGGCUCAGUUGCAGAAAAUAGCACCUCUUCAAGAUGAAGUCUCGGCUUUAAAGAGCAAGCUUAAUGAUUUUAAGUUUGAAAAGGAAAAAUUGGAAGCCUCACUGCAUUCAAUAUCUAAAGAUUGUGAAGAACUUGAGGCUGAGAAAAUUUUAUUUGUUGAUAAAAUUUUAAACCUGCAGAAAGACAUGUCCGAGUUUGAGGACUGCAAAUAUAAGAAAGUUGUCUUAGAAGAAAAGCUUCGGCAGAUGGAGGGUGAUCUAGAAGCAAAAGAGGCACUCUAUGCACAGGAAGCUGAGCUGAGAAAUGAGCAUCAAUUGAAAAUACAACUACUGGAGGAGGAGAAGGAAGAAUACUUGCGAAGGGCUCAAGUCUUGGAGGAAGAUCUGAAACUGAUGGAGGAAAAAAGGCAAGAUCGAAACGAGUCUUUCAGUAAAAGGAAUGGAAUACAGAAGAGCAACAAUCAACAAUUUGAUAGCAGAAAAAGAACAGCCGCAAAGACUAGUCAAUCACGAAAACUACUUACAGAUAGACAAAAUUCACAAAGAAGUCAAUGUCAAACAGAGGGUGGUAAUGAGCAUGAAUUUUAUGAUGGAAGUCCACAUGCUGAAGUGGAUCACAUGGCAAAAAUUCAGUUGCUUGAGAAUGAACUUGCUGAGGCAACGGAGGCAAAUAACAAGUUUAAGACUCAGCUUCAGAGGCUUUCCUCUGAGGGGCGGAACAUUCAUACAGCUGCUCUUAGGAAAUCAAUGGCUGAAGGUGAAGUAGUGGCAAAAGAGAGGUAUGAGCGAACCAAGUCAUCACUAGAGACAGAGUUAAAAGACAUUCGUGAGCGCUAUUUCGAAAUGAGUCUCAAAUAUGCUGAAGUAGAGGCCCAGCGUGAGGAUCUUGUGAUGAAGCUUAAGUCAGCCAGUAAUGGAAAGAGGUGGUUUUUGUGAAUCGAUUACCUUUCCAAUGGAGUUUUUCUGUCAAUCAUAGGUAGAUAUGUCCAACAAUAUGUUCAUUUUCUCAAUUUUUUGGCUCAGAUUCCUACGAUUGAGAAUACGUACUUAAGGGAUGUGGAUAAUAAAUAGAUAACUGAAAUGAAAACUACUUGUUCAUAAUGGAACAGUUGCAUUAUGGCUGGCAGAAUGUCAACUAGUGUGAGAUAUGUAUAACCAACCACAGCCAUAAAAGAAUAUGCAAUGUCUCCAUUUUUCUUCAACAUGGGUGUGACUAUUUUAUGAAGUAGAGUUUUGG
Messenger RNA from Ilex paraguariensis (yerba mate), 4987 nucleotides. NCBI's taxonomy places the organism in Eukaryota, Viridiplantae, Streptophyta, Magnoliopsida, Aquifoliales, Aquifoliaceae. The record is from the annotation of a GenBank genome assembly.